This is a messenger RNA of Amborella trichopoda, 814 nucleotides long. Its product is annotated as cyclin-dependent kinases regulatory subunit 1. The record is from RefSeq and is a predicted model, not a curated record. Gene Ontology annotation, molecular function: cyclin-dependent protein serine/threonine kinase regulator activity. Lineage: Eukaryota; Viridiplantae; Streptophyta; Magnoliopsida; Amborellales; Amborellaceae.
CAAAAGAGGAGCAAGAGAAGAGAGAUAAACAAAGCAUAGAAUUUGAAAAUUGAAAUUGCCUCGCGGAAAGAAGUGGCGUUACCCCUCCCCUCUUGCCUUUAUUUCCCUUUCUCAAAUACUCUGUCUCUCUCUAUAAAAUCUCCAUUGCUAUUACUUUUUGGUGCUCUCUCUCUACAAACCUCAUUUGCUCUCUCUCUCUCUCUACCUUCAAAAUCUCAAUUGCUUUCACUUUUUUGGUGCUGGUACUGUGGCCCUCUUUGAUUUUCAGAUCUUAGAGUCAAACUGAGAAGAAAAUGGGUCAGAUCCAAUAUUCAGAGAAAUAUUUUGAUGAUAACUACGAAUACAGGCACGUUGUCCUCCCACCUGAUGUUGCGAAAUUGCUUCCAAAGAAUCGGCUUCUGAAUGAGAAUGAAUGGAGGGCUAUCGGGGUGGAACAAUCACGAGGAUGGGUACACUAUGCAAUCCAUAGGCCAGAGCCCCACAUCAUGCUCUUCAGGAGGCCUCUUAACUAUCAGCAGCACAAUCCUUCUCAGGCACAGCAGGCCUAGCAAUUGGCUAAAUGAUCACUAGCCGUGGUCUUUCACUCAUGUCUAUAUGGGCCCUAAUCCUUGGGGUCUUACUUUUGUUUCUCUCAGUUUGAUUGAUGAUAGGCAGUCGGUAUUCUUCUGAAUACACAAAAUAUAGCUUUCUAGUGAGGUUGUAUUGGUUCAUAGCUGCUGGAUCUUGUGUUGCAUAUUUUCCUUAUGAUGUGCAUAUAUCAAGGUGUGUGCUUCUGUGUUAAAAUAUAUAUGCUCUUCUUUUUAAUUUGAUUCAA